AAAUACAACAUUGUUUAAUUUUCAUUUCGAUUUCUGUAAUCUCUUCAAUCUCGGCCGUGAUUGGAGAAAGAUCUCAAAUUGUGUCAAAGUAAUUCGGCGUUUGGCAUUUGUUUUGUUUGGCUGUGAAAGGGAAAAUAAUCGAAGUUGGGGAUUAAAGAAAAGGUCUUCUCUGAGUUCCGUGUCUCGUCGUUUUUCUUCUUCUUCCGAUUACAAAGAAGAUGCUGUAUUUGAAGCAGCCCAGCUCUAUUAUUUGCAAAGGAGGAGCGAUUAUGGUUUGGCAAGAAUAAGAUAAUUCCGGAUUAAGGUAUGAAUUUUUCUCUCAACGAAAAGUAAAAGCGAGAAAAGUUCGGUUGUAAGUGCAUGCUCUUUUGACAAAUUCCCUGAGCCUGGGGCUCGGGGAGAUCUGAAUCUAGAAAUCGAAAACGGAGCGAAAAAGAAGAAGCUUACCAUGGAAUCAUCCGCUGCGAAAGGGUGCGAUUGCGAUGAUAUUGACGAUAAUGGCAGCUCCUCCCAAUUUCAACCGUCUACGUGUAUGCAGAAAUUCAGACUCUACGAAACUCGAUCGAACUUUUAUAUGAUUGGAAGGGACAAGAGUAGAACGUAUUGGAGAGUGUUAAAGAUAGACCGGCUUGAUCCUUCCGAGCUAAACAUUCGUGAAGAUUCUACCACGUAUUCAGAGAGUGAAUGCUCUGAGUUGUUGAGACGAAUACAUGAAGGAAACAUAUCCACAGGAGGAUUGAAAUUUGUUACAAAUUGUUAUGGCAUUGUUGGGUUCAUUAAAUUUUUGGGGCCUUACUAUAUGCUUAUUAUAACGAAAAGAAAGCAGAUUGGCUCAAUUCGCGGUCAUAAUGUAUAUGCGGUUUCAAAGAGUGAGAUGAUUCCUGUUCCAAAUUCAAUUGUUGACUCAAACAUUGCGAACUCUAAGGAUGAGAAUAGAUACAAGAAGCUCCUGUGCACGGUCGAUCUGACAAAGGACUUCUUCUUCAGCUAUUCAUACCAUGUUAUGCGUAGUCUUCAAAAGAACAUGUGUAAUAAUGAACCAAGUCAGGUUCUUUAUGAGACCAUGUUUGUAUGGAAUGAGUUCCUAACUAGAGGGAUCCGCAAUCACCUCCAGAAUAGUUUGUGGACAGUUGCAUUGGUGUAUGGCUUCUUUAAGCAGGCCAUGCUUUCUGUGGCUGGAAGGGAUUUCAAGCUUACGCUCAUUGCCAGGCGAUCCCGCCAUUAUGCUGGUACCAGGUAUUUAAAACGAGGGGUAAAUGAAAAAGGAAGAGUAGCUAAUGAUGUUGAGACAGAGCAGAUUGUAUUCGAGGAUGUCCCUGAUGGGCUUCCUGCAGAAAUAACUUCUAUUGUCCAGAACCGAGGCUCAAUUCCACUCUUUUGGUCACAAGAAACCUCACGUUUGAAUCUUAAACCAGAUAUCAUAUUGUCAAAGAUGGACAAAAAUUAUGAGGCAACCAGACUUCAUUUUGAAAAUCUUGUCAAAAGAUAUGACAACCCUAUAAUUAUUUUGAAUUUGAUUAAGACACAAGAGAAGAAGCCUCGAGAGUCAAUUCUUCGACAAGAGUUUGCAAAUGCAAUUGAUGUUAUAAAUAAAGAUUUGUCAGAAGAGAAUCGAUUGAGGUUCCUUCACUGGGAUCUACACAAACAUUCUCGGAGCAAAGCGACAAAUGUGUUGCUGCUUUUGGGCAAAGUGGCUGCGUAUGCAUUAAUGCUAACAGGUUUCUUUUAUUGUCGGGUCACUUCAACCUUGAGACCCGAGGAGCGCAUGGCUUGGUCUUCCUUUGAGAAUGAUAAUGAUAUUGACAUGUCACCCCAGAGAUAUCGCAACAAUGUUACUGAUGAUGCGUACAGAUUGGAGAGGAAUUGUUCGGGAUAUAAGAAUGGUACUAAUGGAAAUCAUUCUCUCAAGCCUCCAACUUUCCAAAGAGGUGUGCUUAGGACCAAUUGUAUAGACUGUCUAGAUCGCACUAACGUUGCACAGUAUGCAUAUGGAUUGGCUGCCCUCGGACAUCAGCUUCAUGCUAUAGGGAUUAGAGAUACCCCAAAGAUAGAUCUGAAUGAUCCUUUGGCAGAUAAUUUAAUGUGUUUCUAUGAGAGAAUGGGUGACACACUUGCACACCAAUACGGUGGUUCUGCAGCUCACAAUAAGAUAUUCUCUGAGAGAAGGGGUCAGUGGAGAGCUGCAACCCAGUCACAGGAGUUCUUUAGAACACUUCAACGAUACUAUAGCAAUGCAUAUAUGGAUGCUGAGAAACAAGAUGCCAUUAAUGUAUUCCUUGGGCAUUUCCAGCCCCUGGUUGGUAAACCUGCCCUUUGGGAGUUGGGUUCAGAACAUCAUUAUAGGGGAAGAAACGGGGAAACCAUUGUGGACGAAGAUGGAAGGUCAUUUUUCAAAAGAUCAUUUUCUGAUGGAAACAUUCUUCGUCAAACUGGGUCACCUUUGCCAGCCGCAAAAGAUAAGCAGGAGAAAUUUGCCAAUUCAACUUUGCCUGACCGAUCACAAGGAAGCAAUGGCCUUUCAGAGUCAUCACCCGAGAUAUCAACUUGUGAGAGUGAUAUGUCGUAUUCAAGGUGUACACCCUCUAUGCCUCGAAGGCAGUUGUUUGGAGACGUGCAAAGAGAUCGCUAUCUUGAAACAGGUCAAAUUUUCUUUUCUGGACAUGGGGAUGGAGUUAACUGCUCUAACUUUGUUGACUUAGACUGGCUUUCAACUUCCGGAAAUUCAUGCGAGGACGAACCAUAUGAGAGGUCAUCACUACUUCAAAGCUCUCCAGGGCUUUCGUUGGAGAAUGUUGUCAAUGGAGUAUUGGGAGAAACAACCCCAUCUACCAGUGAAUAUGGAUCGAAUAUGAAGGGAAUGCAGCGGAAAGGAACCGAGGAAUUUACCGAUAGUUUUGUGCAGUGGGUGAACGAUGGACAUGUGCUUUCCCAUUAAAGUUUUGCUCGGUUUCCUCGAAUCAGUGACAUCCAUGGCUCCACCUAGUCAAGCUGCUGUAGUGGUGGAAGCUGUUGAGUCAAAAGGCAGUUGUAGUGGCACUCUUAUGUAAGAUAACCUCGCUUCCAAUCCGAUCCGAUCCCCCAAGACCCUAAAUCAGAAACUAAUACUCCUACAAGAAAAAGAGUAAAUAGUCUACGGUUAAAACAGGGAUUCCUCUGGGUGCUCAUCAUCAAUCUCUCUUUAAUUCCUUAAUAGGUCUUUCAGUUUCAAUAGGUCUUUCAGUUUCAAUAGGUCGGUCUUGUAAAUAUAUUUUUCGCAUUUUCAAAGAGCUCCGUUUCAA
This is a messenger RNA of Hibiscus syriacus, 3278 nucleotides long. RefSeq names its product phosphoinositide phosphatase SAC3-like. Gene Ontology annotation, molecular function: phosphatidylinositol-3,5-bisphosphate 5-phosphatase activity. The coding region runs from base 449 to 2935 and encodes 828 amino acids. The record is from RefSeq and is a predicted model, not a curated record. Lineage: Eukaryota; Viridiplantae; Streptophyta; Magnoliopsida; Malvales; Malvaceae. Gene Ontology annotation, cellular component: intracellular membrane-bounded organelle. Gene Ontology annotation, biological process: phosphatidylinositol dephosphorylation. The transcript has 16 exons.